Molecule: messenger RNA, 1356 nt
Organism: Guillardia theta CCMP2712
Lineage: Eukaryota; Cryptophyceae; Pyrenomonadales; Geminigeraceae
Exons: 11
Coding region: 1-1356 (451 amino acids)
Biological process (GO): peptidyl-lysine monomethylation
Molecular function (GO): protein binding; protein-lysine N-methyltransferase activity
Source: RefSeq, a predicted model, not a curated record
AUGCAUAUCAGGAGAAAGUUCACAAGCCUGCCCCAUCGCGAGGAGAAUGUUUGCGGGCUGAGGAGCGUAGGGAUGAAGGUCAAGGGCGAGGGUGAGGUCAAGAGACGAGGAAUGGAGCAGAUGGAUCAGGUGGAACUCUGGAUGAUCGAGAAGAAGGUCAGAGCAGCAGAUCUGGAGCAUGCUUUCAUUCCUAGGAAGCAUGGAGACGUGAGAGGAAUAGUUGCCAAGAAAGAGAUGCAGCUCGACGAGACGAUGGUUCGACUUCCACGUGACGCUGUCUUGUGUGUCAAGGGCAACGAACCUUGUCCCGACGAUAAGUUGCUUGAAUUUUGGAAUCGAUAUGACAAGUGGUACGUGCGACUGGGAUUAAAACUUUUGAUGGAGCAGAGGAAGGGGAGCAAGAGCGCGAUCUGGGGAUACAUCCGACUUCUUCCUGAAGUUGACCAAGUACAGAACUUCCCGUGUGAGUGGGACGAGGAGCUUCUAGACGAGCUCAAGUGCGAGUCAAUCAUCGCGAGCGUGAAGAAACAGAAAAAAGUAUGGGCGGAGAUGGUACAAGAAUUCCCCAAGCUGUGUCCAGGCAGCGACUUUAGCGCGCAAGAGCUUCGAUGGUCAUGGCACAUGUGCUUGAGCAGAGCCUUUGCGGGCCAGUUCGGUGGAGGAAUGCUCAGCAUGAUCCCUGUCGUCGGGCUAGUUAUCGAGCUGCUUGCAAGCUUGAAUCCAUCCAAGGAUGACUUUGCUUUGCUGCCCAUUAUUGACUCUUGCAACCAUGACGGACGGAUCAACAAGACAGACUUGGUCUUCAACCCAUUGAGCAACGAACUGAUUCUGCGCAAUGGACAAGGAACCUUAAAAGCAGGGGAAGAAGUUCGAAUCACCUACGGAACGCUGGACAACGACGAGCUGCUGCAGAGGUUUGGGUUCGUAGAAGACAACUGUCUGCAUGACAAGGUGAAGAUCGGCAUCAACGACAUAGCAGAAGCCAUGCAGGCGAGUCAUGCUGAACGAGACAUCCUCUGGCGGGAGAGGCUGUUGGAGGCAGGUCUAGGUUCUGCUUGCCUGGAUGAGCUUGUGAUAGGAAGAAGGGGAGCUGUAGACAGACCAGCUGAGGUCCAGCUUGCGCUCGGGAUUCUCUUCGGUGAAGCUGGCAAGGGGGUAUCGAGCUUCGAAAGAGUGUCGUCGGAGGUGCUGGGAAGGGUAUGCCAGCACGUGCUCUUGGGCAAGUACGCUGUGGGCGACCUCCAGGUCGGAGCGGGUGGGGAUGGUGCCAGCGAGGUGCAGGUCAACCUGGUGAAGGAGUACCGGGAGGCAAGAGCGAGCGUUCUCCGGGAGGCUAUCCUAGUGCACAACAAAUGA